Molecule: messenger RNA, 1296 nt
Organism: Suillus clintonianus
Lineage: Eukaryota; Fungi; Basidiomycota; Agaricomycetes; Boletales; Suillaceae
Exons: 3
Coding region: 1-1296 (431 amino acids)
Source: RefSeq, a predicted model, not a curated record
AUGAUCGCAUCAUCACCUGCACUACCAGGUGCAAAGCCAAUCGACGACGACAUUCCAUCUCAGAAGCCUCCUGGGAAAACUGAGACUCAGGUGCCAAAUGACAGCCCCGUUCCGCUCUCGUUUCCUGCGAUCUUGCGCAACCCGAAGCUCGCAGACCGAUAUGCCUACCUCCGCGAGCGUCCGCCAGCUACACCACCCAAGACCUCGAUCUCGAAAGCGCGCCGGGACGAACAUGAGGGGAAGCGGUGGAUACGGAGGAGGGAAAACGCUAAGUUUGCGGAUAACCCUCAUAUUGCGCCACCCUCGCGCGGUGAUCACGCGGUGCCAGUCCCUUCGAAGCUCUCCACCUUUCCCAUACCGUUACCUCCUUAUCUUCCUCGGUCAUCCGUGCUGCCUCCUAGUGUUCCUGGUUCUCGUGACCCCACGAGUGCUACUGCUGGAUUGUUUUCACUCUCACUAAAGGGCGCCCGGCGAGCAUUGAGAACCAGACCAGGCGCCCGGAAUAUAGUAGAAGCGAUUGAGGGUCAUUUGUGCGCCUGGCUUGAGGGAGGGACGUACCCGGGAGAGGAUGAGGGUAUGAUCUUUCCUGGGGAGAAGGUAGGAGGGAGGGAAGAUGUGCUGGAGGUGAGCAGGCGGGCGGUCGGUCUUGUGUGGGUUGUUGGGAAGGAUGGUGCGGAUGGUGCGUUUGAAAGGUAUGUGGUACAUUGUCUGGCUCGGUGGUAUGGGGUUGUUAGCUUCAGUAAAGAGGUCGAUGGUACACGCUUGACAUAUCUUCUGCGACCCCAAGUCGCGCAAGCCGUGGGCUCAACACUCGACACGCCUCCUGCGACAGACAUUUCCCAAGUUGAUACCGAAUCAGAUUUCGUAUCUGAUAUUCACACGUCUGACCUGGACUCGGACUUUGCAUCCGAGAUAGAACAUGAAGCACACGCCGGAGAACUCUCAGCAAUUUCGGAGGCACCCUCAUCCCCCACGGCGUGGUCUGUGAUCGGUGGAUCAGACCUCGAGUUUGAUGAAGGGUUCGCAGCGUCCGUAGAGUCGCUCUCCCUAGAUGCGGAAGCUAAUGAUUUGGAGAGGACACCACGCGCAGCUGGCGUGCGAGGGAGCGGCGGUGUGUACGUGCGGAAUGCGCGUACCCGAUUUAGUGCGUGGAAUGAGCCUCGGAGUGGGUCAUCACCAUCAAGGUCCCCUGCGAGAAGACCACCACCUAUGCGACGGGCGAUAAAGCAACAGGGGAUGAAGAAGGCGGGGAAGAAGGCAGUGAAGGGGACGUUUUAUGAUUAUUUAUUUGCCUGA